This is a messenger RNA of Aspergillus puulaauensis, 1296 nucleotides long. RefSeq names its product putative cysteine synthase. The record is from RefSeq and is a predicted model, not a curated record. The transcript is spliced from 5 exons. Lineage: Eukaryota; Fungi; Ascomycota; Eurotiomycetes; Eurotiales; Aspergillaceae. The coding region runs from base 1 to 1296 and encodes 431 amino acids. Gene Ontology annotation, cellular component: cytoplasm. Gene Ontology annotation, molecular function: cysteine synthase activity.
AUGAAAGACCAUUCGCAAAUUUACAUUGGGUCCGCCUUCGUGGCCGGUGUUGUCCUCUCAAUAGCUUUCAAGGACCUGUUCUACCCUGAGAUCGAGGAGCGCAUUCGAGAAUAUCGACAGAGUGGUCGAUCCCAGCCCGCAAAAUCACCACGAGAUACUGCCACAGAGUCGGUGGCUGUGCGACAUGGUCCUCCUGCCAUCGUUGAAGGAAUUGAGGGCUGUAUAGGGAAUACUCCUCUCCUCCGAAUCAAGUCCUUGUCUGACGCGACCGGGUGCGAAAUUCUAGCAAAAGCUGAAUUUUUAAAUGGAGCUGGCCAGAGCUCAAAAGAUCGAGUGGCGCUGAGCAUGAUCGAAAUAGCUGAAGAGAGAGGGCUGAUGACUCCGCAUUCUGGAGACACAGUCUACGAAGGUACAUCUGGCUCUACAGGUAUUUCCCUGGCCUCGUUGGCUAGAGCGAAGGGUUAUCUUGCCCAUAUCUGUAUGCCUUCUGACCAGGCAAUCGAGAAGUCAAACUUACUCCUGAAACUGGGCGCGAUAGUGGACCGUGUGCCCCCAGCCCCCAUAGUGGAAAAAGACAACUUCGUCAACCGGGCACGAGCACUUGCCCAAGCCCAUACUCUUUCCACGGCACCCGAUUCAUCAGGCAGUUCUCCUUCACGGCGUGGAAGGGGAUACUUUGCAGACCAAUUCGAGAAUGAGGCAAACUGGAAAGCCCAUUUUGCCGGUACCGGUCCCGAAAUCUACUCCCAGUGCAAUGGAUCUUUGGACGCAUUUGUCGCUGGUGCCGGAACUGGAGGCACGAUCUCCGGUGUGGCACUGUUUCUCAAACCAAAGAUCCCUAAUUUGACCGUGGUAGUAGCCGACCCCCAGGGAAGUGGAUUGUAUAAUCGAGUCCGUUACGGCGUGAUGUUUGACACCAAGGAGAAGGAAGGAACUCGUCGCCGGAGACAGGUGGAUACUAUCGUGGAAGGCAUUGGGAUCAACCGCGUGACAGCAAACUUCGAAGCGGGUCGAGAGCUCGUUGAUGAUGCGGUUAGGGUUACAGAUGCACAGGCACUGGCGAUGGCUAGGUGGCUUGUCGAGAAGGACGGCAUCUUUGCUGGAAGUAGCAGUGCUGUCAAUUGUUUUGCAGCAGUAAAAACGGCUAUGAAACUGGGACCAGGCCACAGAAUCGUUACAGUACUGUCUGACUCGGGUUCAAGACAUCUUUCGAGGUUCUGGGCUAAAGCUGGGGACGUCGGCGGCGCUGUCGACACUAAGUUGGAGGAUGUUCUCAAUGCGAAAGAUGACCAGUAG